Messenger RNA from Ahaetulla prasina, 6818 nucleotides. It is a transcript of the gene CCP110, whose product is annotated as centriolar coiled-coil protein 110. The record is from RefSeq and is a predicted model, not a curated record. Gene Ontology annotation, biological process: centrosome duplication; regulation of cytokinesis; centriole replication. The transcript is spliced from 14 exons. Gene Ontology annotation, cellular component: centriole. Bases 1724 to 4813 code for a protein of 1029 amino acids. NCBI's taxonomy places the organism in Eukaryota, Metazoa, Chordata, Lepidosauria, Squamata, Colubridae.
CUCCUCAGGUUGGGGCUGCUGUAUUUAAUAAUAGCAUGUAUAUAAUUUUAAGCUUGGGUUAAUAUACAUAAUUUAUUUAAAUUAAUUAAAUCAGGGGUCUCCAACCUUGGUCCCUUUAAGACUUGUGGACUUCAACUCCCAGAGUUCCUCAGCCAGCUUUGCUGGCUGAGGGACUCUGGGAGUUGAAGUCCACAAGUCUUAUAGGGACCAAGGUUGGAGACCCCUGAAUUAAAUGGUUAUUUAAUGGCUUGCUUCAUGGGAGGCUGUCCUUAACCUAAGGGGCUGUUGCCCCUUAAUGUCGAUCAGCGGCGUUGAAUUUUACCAUGCUUUGGUUUCCUGUCAAGUCAUCCUUAAUAUUGAGCUUGCGCUUUAAAAUGCCAAGCUUUGUCUUUUCAUUUUUAAGCUUUCGUUUUUUACCUGAAGCCCUCCUUCAUUUUCAGCUUUGGUUCAGGUGAGGGGAAAAAAAAUACCCUUGAUUUUCAGUUUGCAGUUUUCAUCGCAGGAAAGCUGCCCCCUUAAUGCAGGGGUCUCCAACCUUGGCAACUUUUAAGACUUGUGGACUUCAGCUCCCAGAAUAUUAUUAUUAUAAUUAAUUAAUUAUUAAUUAUAGAAUUCCUGGGAAUACAAAAUAAUUCCCAGGAAUUCUGGGAGUUGAAGUCCACAAGUCUUCAAGUUGCCAAGGAUGGAGACCCCUGCCUUAAUGCCAAGCUUCGAUCGACGUGGAAAAAAAUCUCGUGUGUUUUCAGCUUUGAUUUUAGAUCCUUAAUUUUUUUAGCUUUGAUUAACAAGAAGUUGUUUUUUCUUUUCUUUUUUUUUAAGCUUCGGUUAAUAUGGACCUGUUAUUUUAAAGCUUUGAUUCGUGUGAAGCUGCCUUUCAUUUUGAACUGUCUUUAACAUUAAGCUAAUCCUAAAACUGUAUUUCAAUUUUAACUUUCUUUUUACUUUCUUUUGGCUUUGGUUGAAAUGAUCCCCAUCACCCCUCAAACAGAUGCUUGAAACUGGGAGGACCCCCCCCCAUUUAUUCAGCUUAUCCUCGCCCCUCCCCUCCCCUGCCUUUGCCAUCUUCAAGCUAUUCUGGAACCUGGUUUAAAAAUGCCGUAGAUGUGGAGUGUGUGUGUCUUUAUGUGUGGUUGUGUUUAUCAGAAAGGGUUUAUGCUUGGGAUAAAUUCCUGGCUCCUCAGCCGGAGACGUUAAUAACAACAAGAACCAAAAUCUUUAAUAAUAAGGAUCGACUGGGAAGCUUCCUGAGAGGAAGAGGUUGCACCUGAUCCCGGAUCUUUAAAGAUCGAUGUGGAGAGACUAGAUUCAAAUUUAGAAAUAAAAGCGGUGGGUGUGGGACAACUUCGGAUAAGAUGGGUUUCAGGGAACCUCCUAAAUUUUGUACUACUUGUAUAACGGAACAGUAGCAUCAUCUUGGAUGACAGUACAUUGAUUUUUAAGUUUUGUCUUUUUAGUAAGUAAGCGUAUUAGAACCCAUUUUAAAAUCAGAAACGUGUUCUGUAAAAUCAGAUUUUUAACUCCGUGGCUGCGAGUUGUGUAGUUUUGUUUGGUACAAAUAUAAUAAUUGCUGUCUUUUGAUUUCAGUUGCCGAGGUGUUGUUUCUCGUCUUGAUUUCUGUAAAAAUUUUUAGAGCUCUGUUGCACAGUUCCUUUAGUCAGCAGUGCAGUUUUCCAGGCCAGUAAUAACAACAACAGAGACAGAUUAACCAGGUAUUGUUGCAUAUAUGCUGAGUUGUUAUUUGCAAAAGAGGGUUUAUUUUUUUCCUCCCUCUCCCUCUCUCUCUCUUUCUCUCUCUGUGUGUGUCAUUCUGCAGCCCAACUGCAUUACGAUGGAGGAAUAUGAGAAAUUUUGCAAGAAGUACCUGGCUAGGAUUCAAGGAGAGUUUAUGGAGAAUGGAAUGUCUCCCGUUGUUCAGUGCAGAAAUGUAUCCGUUAUUCGAUUUAAUGGGGUCCCUGUGCUUUCUCCUCUGCUGACUCUGGAGAAGAAGAAAGAACUUCAGCAAGACAGACAGAAGGCUCUGGAGCUAGAACGCUCGCGACAGAGUUCCAAACAGAGGCUUUUGCUGACCCGGGUUGAGGAAAUAGUGGCCAACGUACAAAUGAAACAGAUGUCUAGCCAAAGCGAUUUAGAUCAGUCCGAGAAAGAGAAUAUUCGUUUGGAUUUAGAAUCGGAAGCGUUGAACGGCUCUGCAACAGAACCACCCAGCGUUUUGCCAAAUUCUGCUGCUUUUGGUGAACAUCUAGAACCUAAACAGAUCCCAGAUGCUAAGCCAGUGGAUCCCCAGGGACAAGCAGACAGGACCCCUUUUGAAGGAACGGAACAAUUGAUCCUUCCUAAUCCCAUGGAAACGUCCAGUAGUCCUUUAGAAAAGAGAAUCGGCUCGGAAGAUCCGUUUCCCAGUCUUCCAAGCACGCCUCCUUCAAACGAGAUUGCCAAGAAAGAGUCCACUGACCCUGGACUAGGUGCUGGGGAAGGUCCCGACCCAUAUGUCAUGAGCCUUCAGAACCUCUUAAAAAAAUCCAGGGAGUACAUUCAGAGAGAACAGACGCGACGCAGUCUGCGGAGCAGUUCCAAACGAAACGGCAGUGGAAGCCACCCAGAUAAAGAAAACAGCGCUGUGAAAACGAGCGAGAAAGAGAGAGGGAAAUUGACGGGCAGGAAUACUCCAACCCCAGAAAAAUCCGGCCUCAUCAAGCCCAGUGCUCCUCAACCUUCCUCAGUCUCUAAAAAUCAUGCCAGCGGAGUGACCUCCCCCAGUUUUUCUAAAGUCGAUAUCCCAAUGAGGUCCGGAACGCCUCCCGUUUUGGACUCUGAUUCGGAUGAAGAAUUCAAACACAGCUCCCUUUUCGGGAAGGACAGCAUUCUCCGGAGCUUCACGGGCUCUUACUCAAAACUUCCCAGUCCGGAGCCAAGCCUGAGCCCCAAGAUGCACCGGAGACGCCCCAGGCCCUCUUCCGUAGGGCACAUCGUCAUCACCAACCCCGUGAACGCCUACGAGUUGAGUCCCAAAGCGAAGGGAAGAGCGGCGGAUUUGAUCGUUCGGGAGGCUGGAGGAAGGCCCACAGCCUCCGAUGCUGUGCCAAACCUCCCUGCGGAUCUUGCGUGUCCCCGCGAGGCUCAGGCGUUUGACAAGAGCUCUUCCGAUACCUUCAAUGAACUCGUCGUGGGCAAACACAACGAAGUGUGUCCGCUUCCGGCCAAUCGGCAGGAAGGCGGAAGCUUCCUGGCCUAUCCCAUUGCAGAAGGAGAGUCGAUGUUAGAAAACGGAGCGGCAUCAAGCGGUUGCCUUGCAAAUCUCAGCUCCCCGGAGCUUCGGGAUGUGAGCGGUGCCUUGUUGACCCAGAACCCAGCCAAAACCGAGACCCCGCCAGACAACGUCAAGGGCAGCGUAGCGGACAAAGUCAAGGGCAGCAUGGUCACGGAACUCAACAAAUCCUACGAUGUACAGCGCCCGUCGCCCUUGCUGAUGAUGCAGAUGCAGAGCAAGCCGCCUCUGGAUACCCCAGAAGUGACCCUGAAAAACGAGCAGGUUUUAGAAAACGGGUUGGAAAAGGUGAAACGGAGACUUGAGCUGGAAGUGGAUGCGGUGCAGAAGGAGAACACGCCGUGGGCUUUGUCCGCGGAAGCCGACGCACCAGAGAGGCGAUGGCCGCACGAUCAGAGAUACCCGGGCAGAGCUGGGCUCGAGGCCAAAAACGAAACCCCGGCACGAUGCCUCAGAGAAGAGGAAACAUUAAGGCAGAAGAUGCGGGCCCUUGCAGAGCUGAGGCAGAAGCUGGAAGAACAGCAUGCCCAGCAGUUGUCGUUGUUGAUAGCAGAGCAGGAACGGGAACAGGAGAGGCUCCAGAAGGAGAUCGAAGAGCAGGCGUGGAGAUUAAAAGAGGAAAAAACCGCAACUGAAAGUGGGAUCCCUCCCAUUAAUAUCGGCAGCAGCGUCGCUCUGGAGUGGAGAAAAAUCACCGAUACUAAUCUGCUGGAAUCUGUGCUGAAUCGAGUUGAGGCUGCACAUAACACCAACUUGGAGAGUGAGGGUUUGGUGAACGCCGGAUCUCCAUUCUACCUCUGGGAGCAGCCAGCAAGCGGAAAACCAGUUGUGGCAUCCAGGUCUAUUAGCCGGAGUAAAAUGAGGUGGUCUCAGGUGUACAGCCCUGCCAUGAAAAGGAAAUUCAACAAGGUCUCUGCUCUAGCCAAGGGAUUUUUAACCAGAAGACUCUUGCAGACAGAGAAGCUAAAGCACCUGAGACAAACGGUCCACGAUACCAUGGAGUUCAUCAAAAACUUCCAAUCCGAAGCUCUGUCGAAGAGAGGAAACCUCCCCACUCAAGACGCCAAUCUCCAAGAAAGAGUUGUCGCUCAGCUGCAGGCAGCACUGUAUGAUAUUCACGAUAUUUUCUUCAAAAUGGAAGCGUCGGAAAGGAUGAGCAUCUUACGUCAAGAUCGAGAAAUCCGCAAAGAGAAAAUGCUUCGGCAGCUGGAUAAAGCCAAGUCCCCAAGAGACAGAGUGACCCUCUCUACAGCUACGCAGAAGUCUCUGGAUAGAAAGAGGUAUACAAAGGCUGCGGAAAUGGGAAUCCUAAAUAAAAAAACCAUUGGGAAGCAAAAGAUCUUUGAAAACAGAGUUCUUCAGCCCAACCAAGGCCAAAACGCUCCUAUCCAACGGCUGCUGUCCAGACAAGGAACCUCUAAGGCCUCAGUGAAAGGGGCUGAGCAAAAUAGAAAGAAACCCUCAGACCACAGAGUGCCUAGCAAGGCCUUUUCAGGAGUAUCUGUCGGAAGAAUCCCAAGAAAGAAGCCAAAUGUUGCGACAACCUAAGAAGGCAGCAUUCCCUGGGCUAGGAAGUGGCUUAGCCUUGUCCUUCAAUGUUCUCCAGAUGUUCCUUCAAGGAACGUGGGUCGAGGAGAGGUCUGUGCAUGUGGUCAUGUUAGAGAAACUUAGAAGAUUCUGGAACGGAAAUUUGAAUGAAUGAAGGCGAAGGAAAGAUGGAUGUGAAUGUGAAGGCCAGCCUUCCAUUUGAGUUCUGGGUUUUUGUGCUUUGCUUAUUCCCUCCAGUAGAUGUUUUCCAGGGGAUUCUUCAAGCAGCCUUUUGAAGCGGGGCUGUAUUUUUCAAUUGUGCAAUAAAUAACCCCGGAAGCAUGAUUGCUUUAGAUGUCCAACAUUCCUGCUUCUCUCUGUCAUGUUCGAAGCACUUCUGAAAAGGAAAUUUUUGGUCUCGGCUCUCUGGAUCGUUUCCAAAGAUGGCUGCACUUUUGUGUUACGCAAACCUUCUCUUGGCCACUUCAGUUCUCUGGAAAUUAGAAGGGUCAUGAUGUUGAACAUACCUUUCUUUAAGCUUUCAGCAAAUGAUGCUAUGAAUCAGAGGGUAUAUCUAUUAUAUUCACCCACCUUUUUUCUGGCUAUGGUCUUGUUUCUGAGCAUGCUAUGAGAUCUUGUUUAUAAGAUGCUAUCAAACUUGAUUUUUGUAGUAUGCGAACUAGAAACCUCCUCUUUAACAAAUGAUGACAACUGUUAAGUGGGCAGGGAAGGUUAUUUUGCUAAACAUUUGCCUCAUUUUCUCUUUUUAAAUCCAGAUUUCUGGUGGCGUUCUUUAUGAACAACAUUUGAAUAAUGAAUGACCAGUGCUAAUAAUAAGUUGGACUAACAUUAUAUUUGUCCAAGGUUACUUAUUUAACAUUGGACUAAAUGGUAAAUUGGACUAACAUUGUCCAUCUUUUCUCUUUCAAACGUAUAACAUGGAGAUUAACCACCAUCUUAAUUUCACAGAAAAGCUGGAUGAACCAAACCAUUUCAAAAUACAAAUUGUAUUUAUGUAAAUAUUGUUUUGGAGAGGGGAGGGAAACAGUGGAUUUUAGUGUGGUUUUGAAAGAUUGAAACAAGAACAUGUUGGGAAAUAAAUUGAUGUGCUGCUUUAGCUUAGUAAUGCUUUAUCCCAGUAGCAUCUUUAGUCACAGUUAAUUUUACAUGUUCAGGUGGUAUUAAUAUUUUGCCAGUGGUAGAGGUUUUGGAUGUGGUGUCGCUGAAAUCAUUCCCACGAAUUGAAAAAUUAAGGUUCAGCUAUAAAAAUGGGGUUUAUUUUAUACAUGGAAACAGUUAUUUAUACUAAGAUGCUUAUAAACUUACGUGUAUCUUGUAAUGCUUUUAUUACAUCAUGCAGUGUUUUAAAAUCCUAUUUGGGACUGAGGCUGUCUUGAUGCCAGUUUAAAAAAAAAGUCAAGGAUUAUUGAUAGAAUGAUAAGCCAAAUGCUGGGUUAUCCUGGUUUAUUGUAGGCAAAAAUCCCAUACAGAUGGAUAAACAAUCAACAAUGUAACAGUUUAAGCAACACCCAGCCCCUGGAUUUCUCAUCCUGACUAAACCAGGAUGUAUAAGCAAACUCCAAUUUCAUGACGAGCAUUUGGUCAAACAAGCAUCUGGUUUGAACUUUGCACUAAUGCUUCAUAUUUCUGGGUUUUUUAAAAAAAAAUCUGCUUCUUUGCUUGUUUUAUCUACUUAUCUGAAGGGAGAUCCGAGUCAAUGAAUUACAGAGGUCGGCUCUGCUUUCCCGGUAAAAACAGACAAGCCACAAAUUGCAAUGUAACCAAUCAUGGUUUUAAAGAUUGCCCUUGGCUAAUUUGAGGCGCAUAAUGCAAGUGCUUGUCACGGAAAUAAUUCACUGCAUUCUGGUUUUAAAUCUAUUUUCAAUGCUCUUGCCUGAGGUUCAGAAAACCUGAACUGAAGAUUCACAAGCUGACUUAAAAAUUGUGGUUGUUGCCUUGCAUGUUAAGCUACAGUUUACAUGUUUUGUCAAUGUUAAAAGUAACCUAAUUGUGUGCUGUGGAGUUA